AUGCUGCAGAACCACGUCAGUGCCGAUGUGGCAAACAGACAAGACCAAGGCUUUGCUGUCAAGCAGUAUGCCAAAGUGCUGGAUAUGCUGCAAAUGCAGCUGCCCAGGACCGAAAAGCGGCUGCUUCGGAACGGGCUCAUUGUUUGUGUCCUUGCGACGGCGUUUGAGCUUGUUCAGGGGAAUCACAAAGCGGCGGCGACUCACCUCAGGAAUGGGUUUAUUCUUGUCCGUCGGGCGCAGAACUGCGGGUAUGAAGUUGGGCCUGAUUUGGCUGAGCCGUUUACUCGAGCUUACAUGCAGUCGAUUCUCUUAGAGGGAUCAAGCAGUUUGUCGGACCUGACAAAGGAGGCCUGGAUAUCGACUGAGAUGCCAAAGACCUUUGGGUCCUUUCGCGAAGCCAGGCAUCACCUCGACAUGUUACUCAUUGGCGCUGUACAACUCUCGGAGGACUUUGAAUCGGACAAUUACAGAUGUCCAGGCGAUAUCCAUCAGCUUGCCACUCUAGAGCGAGCUUCAUCGGCUUGGAUACGUGCAUACGAAGCAAGUCUCCAGGACCUACUGUCCCAGUCGAACCAUCGCACAAUCUACGGCGUCUUUCUGCUUCGUAUGUUCCACACCAUGGCAUCCAUCAUGAUCUCUACAACCCAGGCCCCUCACGAAUGUGUCUUUGACAAACACAUUGAACAAUUUGCAUCCAUCAUCGACCAAACGUUGAAAAUGUGGAACAUGAACGGAUUCGCUGUGGGUGGCCCCUUCGAGGGUCACCGUAGCGUCACCGGGCCUAGAGUGACUUUUGACCUCGGCAUCAUAUCUCCCUUGUAUUACACGGCUGUAAAGUGCCGCAACCCGAGACUCAGACGACAAGCUAUUGGUUUGCUCACAGUGGCUCCAUACAGAGAAGGCAUCUGGAGUAGUGUUGUGGUCGCCAAGAUUGCGCGUGUGGUGGUCGACAUGGAAGAAAACGGCUUCUAUGCAGGUGUCCAGUUUGAAGAGGAUUCACUGGCUCCUACUGAUGCAGAGAGAUAUGGCAGCUUGCCUAUACUUCCAGAAGCAAACAGAUUCCGCACGGUACGGGUGUCCGUCGGGGAGGAGACGGGAGGACGGGGGAUACUCAGCUGCAAGAAAGCGUCCAGAGCUGGGCUUUGGGUUGAAGGAAGAGUGGAAUUUGACUUUGCAGAUUACUUUGAGAUAUAG
Messenger RNA from Fusarium keratoplasticum, 1194 nucleotides. Its product is annotated as Zn(2)-C6 fungal-type domain-containing protein. The transcript has a single exon. Lineage: Eukaryota; Fungi; Ascomycota; Sordariomycetes; Hypocreales; Nectriaceae. The coding region runs from base 1 to 1194 and encodes 397 amino acids. The record is from RefSeq and is a predicted model, not a curated record.